Molecule: messenger RNA, 714 nt
Organism: Bemisia tabaci
Lineage: Eukaryota; Metazoa; Arthropoda; Insecta; Hemiptera; Aleyrodidae
Source: RefSeq, a predicted model, not a curated record
AUGCUCAAGAAGAGCAGUGAUGGAGAGAGCACGGAUCAGGAGUCUCAGACCCACGUGCGCCAAUUGAGGCGUGUGCCCUCAGAUGAGGAAGUACCACAGCUGCCGCAGCUAGCGGAUAUGGGCCCAAUUCCCAACAGAACACCAGCAACUGGGAAGGGGCAGUCAAAAACCAAGUCAGACCGUGGUCAGACGACAACCAAACGACCCACCACCAAUUCUGGCAUAACGUCCAAGACUACCACUCGGCCCCCAACCACUACCAGUCGCAGCACGACUACUGCCCCAACAACAACAAAGGGCACGAAAGCACCUGCUACAAAACCGCAGGUGGAGGACCCCCCCCCCCCAAUCCCUGCCCCUACAUCCCCAGUCCAAACUAACCCUCUGGAGCAGCCCGGCCCUAGUGGAAUCCAAGCUGCCGGCGGGCCGGUCCCAGUCAGUGCUGAGCCUAGCCCUGCAACUAUUGGUUUGGACGGUAAUAGCACUGCUACUCCAGAAGUGAACACUAUGGGGGCAAACCACACCACGCCGCCAGCUCCAAAUGCCGCAGGACACGGAGGGCGGGGCGCGGCUCGCCCCACCACAACGCCGCCCGAUGAUAACACGGGCCAUGUCGGUGCCUCCAAUCGGUCAUCGUACCACGCCCCCCCCCAAACCCCACCGGACAGGAGGACGAGGACACGUCCACCAAGGAGACCACUCGAUCACUACUAA